Messenger RNA from Pieris rapae (cabbage white), 6748 nucleotides. Its product is annotated as PHD and RING finger domain-containing protein 1. The coding region runs from base 256 to 6222 and encodes 1988 amino acids. The transcript is spliced from 9 exons. Lineage: Eukaryota; Metazoa; Arthropoda; Insecta; Lepidoptera; Pieridae. The record is from RefSeq and is a predicted model, not a curated record.
AUGGCCGACUGGUCAUAAAAGCGGCUUGCUGUCAAAAUAUUACGAUUGAGAAUAGUUUUGAUAUCUUAUAUGAUUCAUUUAAAAGUAUAUAAACAUAUACCAGUUUAUAUUUUUAAUAAAUUUAAUAACCUGAAUGCAUUCACCUUAUAGUAUUUUAUUACGUUAUCAAAUAUAUCUGCGAAGGACGUAUACACCUUUGCAAUUCGAUUCGUGUCGUGCUUAUUGAAGUUAUCUCGUCCUAUUUACCGUUCCAAAAUGAACGAAGACAGUGGUGAUGAGUCGCCUCCACGAUCCAAAAGAAAGAUAAAGAGAGUUAUGAUAGUCUCUUCUAGUUCCGGGUCGGACAGCGAAGAUACCCUUGCUUUGAUCAAAACACGUAAAAAAAAGCUCAGGAUUAUAAGUGACGACGGGACAAGUGACAGUAGUGGCAGCUCAGUAGUGUGUUCCGCCAAAAGAAAUCGCAGCGUACCAAAGCUGAGAGAUUCAGAGCUCGACAGUGACUCAUCAUUAGAUGUUAGGGGCUGUGAUAAUAUUGCAAUGGCAUCUACAUCCAAACAAACAUCUGGUUUUGCAUCUGACAGUUCAGAGGGAAACUCUGAGAAAUGUUCUAUCUGUUUGCUACGCUUUACCAAUCAAAAGAUUGGUACCCCAAUAAAUUGUUUACAUAUAUUUUGUUUGGAUUGUAUUACUGAGUGGUCUAAAAAUGUGAAUUCAUGUCCUGUGGAUAGAAUAACAUUUGAAUCAAUAGUUGUUCGAAGCUGCAUCGGUGGAAGUGUGAUCCGGACUGAGCCAGUCAAAGUUAUGGAGCGUCGCCCCUCUUUUGAUAUACUUAUGGCCACUGUUUGUGAAAUAUGUGCAAGAGCUGACAAUGAAGACACAAUGUUGUUGUGUGAUGGUUGUGAUCUCGGCUAUCAUAUGCAAUGCCUCACACCACCCCUUACUGAGGUUCCAGCUACUGAACAAUGGUUUUGUCCAAAUUGUGACAUUUUUGAUGUAAUGGACUUUAUUGAUAUAGAAGAAGUAAGUGACCUAUUGGAUGAAGCAUCCGAUCUUGGUAUGCCAACGGGGCCACGACCAUCUCAUCUAAGAGCUCAUAGGACUACUCAUAGACCAGGCAGGCAAUCUAAUCGAAAUAUAAAUUCUGCAAGUGAUGAACAUAAUGAUGGUAAUAGCAUUGAAGAUAGACCAAGCACCUCAUCAGGCACAAGAGGUUCUUACAGAUCUAGGACAAGAGCUAUUAGACAAACAAGCAAGAGAACAAAUAGAAGAACUAGAAACGUAAUUAUUGAAUAUGAAAUAGAAGAGAACGGAGAUCACCCCCUUGCCAGGAGAUAUACAGUUAGAAAGAAAAAGAGACAAAGUAAGCGUCGGCCACGUACUGUGGGCCGUCGCAGUCACGUGCAACGCAGCGUCCGUGCAAGACUACAAUCGCAGCGGGGCACGGUUGAAGCGCACAAUCUGCCUCACCCUCGACUUCGCGAAGCUCUUCCCACCCUCGACCUCUUCGGGACGGAUCCCCAACUGGACUUGUACUCCGACGAUGACGUCGCUAUCUCUGAAGGUGCUUCCACUAUGGUCGCCACGCGCCCCACACCCACGAUUCUUAAUGCAUAUAGACAGGCAAGAAGAAAAAUGAUUACUGUUCCAUCUCCACAACAUGCAUCGUCAGCCCCAGACAUACUUUCGAGUAUAUUAGAGAGCCAGACAAUGUUUCUUUCUAAAAAAUCCAUUGUCUCCGUAUCUGUUGAUGGCAAUGUAAACAUAAAAUUGCAAAAGUCUAAGAGUAUAACACCUAAUUUGCAGCAAAAACAGAAGAAGGAUGAUAAAAUUGAUUUGUCAAAAUAUGACGAUUACGGAAAGAAAGUACCCUCGUACCCGGGACAGUCGCGGGGUGGCGGCGGUGGUUGGGGAGGCGGUUAUAGACCUCCCCGAGACCCGCCCCGAGGAGGUGGUCACUGCGGCCGUCCCGCUUACGACAGCUACAGGCAACCGCCUGGAAGCGUCUAUUCGGAUAACUAUAGAAACAAUAAUAUGCGACGCAAUUCAGAACCGGACUUUUUUGACAACUUUCCUCGGCGUCCUCAUCAGUUUCCUCCAAACGAUGAGAACUAUUUUGACAGGCAGAGAAGAAAUCUCCAGAACGAUCCUAAUAGACCCCAACACUUUUCCGACAACUUUAGACACGAUCAAAAUCAAGGCAGAUUUAGUACAGGACCGUCAUGGCAACCGUAUGGGAACCCUCCGCCUGUGGCUCGCCAAGAUGUUCCCCCUGCGACAGCCAGGCAUUCGUUUGGCGGCUUCGAGAAUCCACUAGACAUGAGAAUGGGGCAAGUUCCAUUUACGCCAUCAUCGGUUCCAUCUUAUUCGAGGUUGGAAUCAGCUGCAAACUCACAACAAAAACCACAACCGCUGCACCACAGAGCCGAAGAUUCCCUUUCGUGUCGGCCUCUUGCGCAGCCACCGUUGCCGAAUUUGUCCAGAUCGGUUGAUUUGGAAAAAUCUGAAGACGAGAAAAGUGAUCCGGGUCUCGUCAUUGAUACUGAAAAGUAUGACCCAACUGAACCCACAAAUGAUGACGACAGUGGUGAGGAUCAAAAGUAUUCACCACAACCGUCGCCAACCGUGGCUACCGCGGCAGCGCCAACAUCCGGACCGGCAACUGCCUUAUCGCCGCCUUCUAAACCUUUGCCAUGUGUCGAAAAUAUUCUAGCUGGGAUCGACACAAGUAAAAUAAACGUGCCACCAAACAUUUUAGACAAUGCUGUGAGACAAGUAUUACAACAACAUAGAAACUUAAUUGCCUCGCCUGUUGUCACUAAUACUAAUGAAAAGAGUGAUGAGGACUCGGACGGAGAUUGCCCGAACUUUUCUAUAUACUCUGCGACCAGUGUGCAUAUAGCUAAUAGUUGUGGUGUAGCUGAUGAAAUAGAGCAAAAGAAACCUCAGCACAAUAGUAUGGAAGAUCUCGUACAAGAAGAUGAUGAUGUUCCAACACCUGAGGUGGCGUCCUCAAUAAAGUCGGAUAAUGAGAAUCCCGUUGAGACACAAGAGCAUCAUACAACAAACAUUUCGGUUCCUGUCUCCAAAACUCCUGCGUCCAAUUCUGAAUCCAAUAGCAUAAAAAGUAAAACUGAAGAAGAGUAUAAAGAGAAGGUGUCUAAAAGAUGUCCAAUAACCACCAGUACUCGAAAUCCUAUUAAAAUCAAACUUAACACGCCUUCACUAAUUAAGAGGGUAUCGUUAUACGACGAAGAAGAUGGUAGUCAAUAUACAAACGACAAACCAGACAAUGUGACAGAAGAAAAGAUAGAUACCGGCACACAACUAAGCGAGAAACAUGACAAAAUCUCAGAUGAAAAUAUUGCUGAAAAGUCACUUGUGCUUGAAAAUGAUGUAUUAAUUAAUGAAAAAUUAUCUUUUACGAAAAACUUGUCAGAGGUCAGCACUACAGGAGCAAGGGAGAAUAUCAAUAAAGUAGAUGAAAUAGAAUUAUCUAGUGAAAUUAAAGACGAUAAAGAGAAACAGGAUGAUUCUGACGAGGAAAAAAUAGAGGAGGAAGAAGACAUUUGUGAAAAAGAUGUAUGUACUUACUCUAAAGAUGACGACGAGAUCCAAGACAAAGAAGAUGACGAGAACCUAGAAAAAAUGACAGAAUCUAUCAGCGAGACUGAAGAUGAGCGAAGUUACACGCCAUGUUUGGACGAAAACAAACUUAAAGAUGCCUCUUUCGAGACGGAUAAAGAUAAAGCUUUAGAAGGACUAGAUACAGAAAUGAUAUCUGAAGAGGAAGAAAAUGAAAUGUUUUCAGAAAAUGAGCGACCGAAAUCGGAGCAGUCAGAACCUUCUCCAAUCAAAGUCAAACCAGUAGAACAAUCACAACCUGAUCUGAUAGAGAAGAAGAAAAGUGAGAAGAAAAAGAGUGACGGCCGAGAAGAUAAAAAGAAAAAGAAAAAAGAUUCCAAAAAGGAAGGGAAAGACAAAAGUAAGAGUAAAAAGAAGGCAGAAGUAGCUUUUAAGAAACUGAGUAAAAGUGGCAAAGAAAGAAAUUACAGAGAGAGGGAUAAGGACGAGAAGAAAAAGAAAGAUCGACGAUCGUCGAGCGAGCCGCCCGAGUCUAAGAAGAAGCGAAAGGAAAAGCGUAAAGAUAUGGAGCGUUAUGAUGUGCGCACUCUCGUCAGCGAAAAGCGGAGGAAAGUGAAAGAUCCCUUCGGCCGAGACGUUUCGCCUCGUGCGCGUUCUCCCUCACGUUCCGUGUCGCUUGAGCCUGUUACACGUCCGCGCCGCCGCUCUUUAUCGCGUGGCCGGCGAUCCAUUUCACGAGGACACACGUCACCCAUUAGAAACCGUCGCACACCGUCACGACCGCGACGAUCUCCUAUUCGCCGAUCGAUAUCUCCUGUGGGUCUUCGGGAAUCGCCUCGUCGGCGCUCCGCGGGACGCAUCGGGCGUUCUUCUCCAACGCGCAGAGGGCUCCGGCGUUCGCCCUCCCCUCGCUCCCUCACUCCGCGUGUCUCGCCGCGGCGCCGUUCUCUGCCUAGGAAGAGACGCCGCCGCUCCGGUUCGCGUCCGCGCCGGAAACGUUCGCCAUCUCCGAGUCCACGACGCGCUAACAAAAAGAAAAAGCGUAUUCGGUCGGAUCGUUCUCCAUCCCGCCGACCCAACAAAUCACCGCAGAAAUCACCGCACAGGAAAGCGAGAAGUAGUAGAUCGCCUGAGCCGUCUCCGAUUCGUCAGAUACCUUCACCGUCCAUCGAUUCGCAACUUCUGUCACCCCGUACGCCGCCCGAGCCGCAACUUCGAGCGCCUUCCGAGGACGUGACCCGGCGAAGACGGCGUGACAUCGAUCGCCCGCGCCGUCGCGUCAGGGACCCGCCUGGCCCUUCCAAGGAAGUCUUCACUUCAGGAGAUAACAUUUUAGUCAGCGUCAGUUUUAAAGAUCAAGAGAGGUGCGAAGAAAAUGAGCGACGACGACGUCGAGAAAACAAACGGGAUCGAAGACACCGGCGCCGCAAUGCCGCGCCCAUCGAUACAGAGGCCAUCAAGCCGGUCGCAAUCAUCGACCUUGACCGUUCACCGUUUCGCGAACUGACACCCUCGCCCAAAAAUGUCAUAGUACUCAGCGACAGCGAGCCCGGUGAGCGAGACACCGCAGAAGAGCAUGCGCCGGCGCCGGAGGCCGCGCAGCCUCCGAGCGAGCAACCCUUCGUUGGAGCCGGACCCAAGACGCCGCCCGAGCCGAGCGGACCCGAGCCAGCUAUGCCGCCGGUCGCCGCCGUAGGUCCGUCGACGGCGCCGCCGACCUCGGAACAGCCGCAGGCGGCUUCGCCUCAGCUGGAUUCGCACUCCCCAGACGCAUAUGAUCCAUUCGAGCCGACCCGGUCGGCCUCCGGGUCACCCGGCUCGGCGAGAUCGUGCGCUUCCGCAGACGAUGCGCCGACGCCGCCGCGGACUCUGAUGACACUGGAAGCGGCGCAGCGAACUAAUAUGUCGGCGGACGAGGUGCUAGACCGGCGGCCGCUCUCGCCAGCAGAAAAGGUGCUGGCGUUGCUGCAAUCUACGCGGGACACGUCGCCGGAGCCUCCGCCGGGUGAGGCGAAUGAGCCGGCAGGGGCCGGAGCUGCGAUACCGCAGCUGCAGCCCCGAAUCGUGCUGCCGUCGCCGACGCGUGCGCCCGCUAAGCUGUUCCCAGGCAAGCCUUCGCCGAUCAAGUCCAACCCGGUGAAGCCGAUGCAAGCUGUCCGACCCCCUUCCGAAGGGGGCGCCUCACCGUAUUCGCCCGGAUCUUCAGAUUUCGGCGACCUGUUCGAGCCGAGGGACUCGUUCGAGGCGAUCCUUCGCGGCCGUCGCGGCAAGAACGCUGCCAAGGUGCCGGUUAAACUCAACAAAAAGAAAGGAAAGACGCAGGUAGGCGUCAAGAUAGACGAUGAGAACCUUAAGAUCUUGGAUGAACUGCCGAGUUCUGCGGUCGAAAUGCAAGUCAAGAGCAAGUUCCUGAAGAAGCUGAAUCGUCAAGAGCGUGUUGUAGAAGAAGUGAAACUGGUGCUGAAGCCGCACUACAACAAAAAGCACGUCACCAAGGACGAAUACAAGCACAUACUGCGGCGCGCCGUACCCAAGAUAUGUCACAACAAGACGGGCGAGAUCAACCCAGCCAAGAUUCAAUCUCUUGUGGAGGCCUACGUCAAGAAGUUCAGGAAAAGACGCAAACUCGGCCUCGCCUAACCUUUACACUCAGAUUCAUUAUUGUAAUAUAAGUCAGUAUAAUUUAUGUACGACGUUUUAAUGUUUUAUUAUUUAAAUGUUACAGAUUAUUGAAUUUAUUUAUAAAAAUUGAGGUCCGAAGGAGCAAAAUUAUCUGUAAAGUAAAUAGUCUGCAUAUUCUCAACCGAAGUUAGGUGAAUUUAUGUAUAUUAAAUUUUGUAAUAUUACAAGUAUUAAGAUGUGUGGGCUUCAGUAAAUUUGUACAAGAUUUUUUACACAUUUAAAUUAAAAAUCAUUUCAAUAUUUGUAGAGAUUUAGUUCAAUUAUAUUUAGUUGGAAAUAGAAUUUAAGUUUAGGUUAAGGACUAGUAAGGUAGAAAAUAAAUGUUAAUGCAUAAACAAUUAUUUUAUUUUAUCUUGCGUUAUUUAUUUCCCUCACAGCAUAUUCAUUCAUACUUAAUGAAGCAAAAAAGGUUAAAUGUUUGAUACAAAUAAUGUAAUUUUGUUCAAAAUAAUAUAAAUUCCUAGAUAAACAAACAAGAUUAUUU